Messenger RNA from Cucumis melo (muskmelon), 1105 nucleotides. Its product is annotated as cyclase-like protein 2. The record is from RefSeq and is a predicted model, not a curated record. Bases 17 to 853 code for a protein of 278 amino acids. The transcript is spliced from 7 exons. Gene Ontology annotation, molecular function: arylformamidase activity. NCBI's taxonomy places the organism in Eukaryota, Viridiplantae, Streptophyta, Magnoliopsida, Cucurbitales, Cucurbitaceae.
UAUCUGGAACAGUAGGAUGGCGCCAUUUGCCGUUGAAACCAUGAACCACUCACUGCCACUCCAGCUACUACUACUAUACUCACUACUCUUCACAAUUUCCUCCGCCUCAAUUCCUUCCCUUUCCCAACAAAUUGAAGCACCGGUGUCCAGCAGCAACGAAAUUCUCUUCCCUAUCCGUAGAGAGGUUUACGGCAAUGGUCGAAUCUUCGACAUCACUCACCGAUACUCCCCAGAGACCCCGUGUUGGGAUUUCCAGGAAAAUGGGCUCGGCCAGUUUGUCUGGUUGACGAGGACCAUGAAGAACGGCUCCGAAGCCAAUUUCUCCCAGUUUAAGCUUCCCAAUCAUGCCGGCACGCACGUCGACGCUCCUGGUCACAUGUUUGAUCAUUACUUCGACGCUGGAUUCGAUGUCGAUACGCUCGAUUUGGGAGUGCUCAAUGGUCCUGCACUGUUGGUGGAUGUACCAAGGGACGCAAAUAUAACAGCUGAAGUUAUGAAGUCCCUAAAUAUCCCCAAAGGAAUAGUACGCGUGUUGUUCAGAACACUAAAUACUGACAGGAAGCUCAUGUAUAAAAAGAAAUAUGACACAAGCUAUACUGGAUUCAUGAAGGAUGGAGCUAAAUGGUUGGUGGAGAAUACUGACAUCAAACUUAUUGGACUUGAUUACCUAUCGGUUGCAGCUGAUGAUGACCUGAUUCCAGCUCACCUUGAGCUUCUGGAAAGCAGAGAAAUCAUUCUGGUGGAAGGCCUAAAACUGGACGACAUUGAGACUGGAUUAUAUACGGUUCAUUGCUUGCCUCUGAGGUUGUUAGGAGCAGAGGGAUCACCAAUACGAUGCAUUCUAAUCAAAUGAAAAUUAUCUCAAUCUGAAGUUUGAAUUAAGGCAUCAUGGGAAUCCUUCAGCUUUCAAAUUAUGGAGUUCUGUAUAGUUUUAAGCAUCUUCUUUGUUGUUUUGCAUAUGUGGACAGCUUAUAUUGUUUAAAGGUAUUAAAUGUAGUAAAAGACUUUUAUAUGUAUAUAUAUAUACACACAUACACCUAUGAGAAUUGUAGAAAGCAAAACAGAAUCAAGAAUCUAUCAAUAAAGACUUGAAGACUUGUCCAAA